AUGAGGGCGGUCCAACUUGCAGUACUUGCUGCCUCAGCAGCUCCCGCGGUCUCCGCCAAAUACGUCUGGCCAGCACAGAAUGAUUUCAUAGAAGACUUGCUGGCCAUCCAAUCAGGCUAUAUCAACUUCGGCUUCACUGACACGGUCACCCCUUGCGGCUUCGGCUCCAACACUCCUGGGCAGCAGACGGCUGCGGAAUGGGUGCGAACGGCAUUUCGCGACGCCAUCACGCACGACAAAUCGGCCGGGACGGGUGGUCUUGACGCAUCCAUCAUCUACGAAGCCACCAAAGACAAAAGGCCAUCCUUCAACAACACCUUCACCUCAAUGGCCGACUUCGUCAACCCCCACGCGAGCGCGGCCGACAUGAUAGCGCUCGCCUUCGUCUCCUCAAUCGCAUCCUGCGGCGGGCCCCGGGUCCCUCUGCGAACGGGACGCAUCGACGCCACCGCGGCCGGUCCCUCCGGGGUCCCCAGACCCCACGACACGCUGGACAGCAUGACGUCCGCCUUCGCGCGCGCCGGCUUCAGCACGAGCGACAUGAUCGCCAUGGUGGCCUGCGGGCACACGCUGGGCGGCGUGCACAGCGUCGACUUCCCGAGCAUCACGGGCGGCGAGGUGUCCGACACCAACGUGCCCAAGUUCGACCGCACCGGCGACCGCUUCGACACGGCCGUCGUCGACGAGUACCUCGACGGCAACGGCGCCAACCCGCUCGUCUUCGGCCACAACGACACGACCAACUCGGACAAACGCGUCUUCGGCGCCGACGGCAAUGUGACCAUGACGGCGCUGCGCGACCCCACGACCUUCUCCGCCACCUGCGCCGACAUCCUCGGCCGCAUGAUCGACGCCGUGCCCGCCGCUGUCACCCUCAGCGACCCCAUCGAGCUGGUCGACGUCAAGCCGUACAUCGAGCGGUUCGAGCUCGCAGACACGAACACCAACACCCUGGCGUUCGAAGGCCGCAUCCGCCUCCGCAUCACGAACCGCAACGCCGCCACCGCGGACGACAUCUGCGUCGCCCUGAACGUGCUCACCCGCAACGGUGAUAAGCGGACCGUCGCGCCGGCGCUCCGCGCGCGCGGCACCUCGCAGGGCUUCUUCGGCGAGGCGUUCGCCUGGUACGAGUUCGCAACAGAACUAGACGCAGCCGCAGGCGUCAAGGCCUUCGACAUUGAGCUGACCAACACGGGUGCGGCCGACGAGACGUACGACAACGCCGGCACCGGCGGCUACCCCGUUAGCGACGCUCUGCUCUUCGCGGCGUCGCAGUCGUGUCUCGACAGCAGCGGGGUCAGUGACGGCCACAACGCGACGGCGACGGUGCGCGCCGCGGUGCGGCAGGACCUGGACGAGGCUGGUAGCAAGCCGGUCGUGAAGCUGGCGCGGAAGAUCCAGCAGGGCGUCGUGCUGCCGCGGUUGGAGGUCGAGGCGGUGCCGAUGGAGAAGACGGUCAGCAGGGGUGGCUAUGUGUUUUACACGGCCGAGAUGCAGCUCGAGCCGGCGGGGAUGAGCACGACGUUCGAUAUCGAACUGCCUACCAAGGAUGGGACCGUCGUUUCGAAGCUUCACAAGACCGGUCAACUGUCGACCGGUGCGUGUCCGACGUUGUAG
Molecule: messenger RNA, 1617 nt
Organism: Lasiodiplodia theobromae
Lineage: Eukaryota; Fungi; Ascomycota; Dothideomycetes; Botryosphaeriales; Botryosphaeriaceae
Product: L-ascorbate oxidase protein
Exons: 2
Coding region: 1-1617 (538 amino acids)
Biological process (GO): response to reactive oxygen species; cellular response to oxidative stress; hydrogen peroxide catabolic process
Molecular function (GO): peroxidase activity; heme binding
Source: RefSeq, a predicted model, not a curated record